CCCGGAGCUGCGGGUGGGUCUGGAUUCAGUGGUAUCAGAGCCUGGGGGUCUCUCUCUCUGCGGUGAGUGAUGCCAGGAUGUGCCAGUCUCUGCCGUGGGCAAUGCCAGGACUCGUGGGUCUCAGAGGCCUGCGACCGAGACCAGCAGUGCGGGGGCGGGAUGUGCUGCGCCGUCAGCCUCUGGAUCCGCAGCCUGAGGAUGUGCACCCCCAUGGGAAACCUGGGAGACGAGUGCCACCCCUUGAGUCACAGAGUGCCCUUCUCCGGGCGGCGGAUGCACCACACCUGCCCGUGCCUGCCGGGCCUGGCCUGCCUAAGGACUCCUCACAGCAGGUUCAGGUGUUUACCAGACUUCAGGAAAGAAGACGUCUUUUUUUAGCAGGAACUGUUCUGCACUAGAAAGAGCCGCUCAGUAUUUUCGUUCCCUCGUUGUUGUGACAAAAAGAAAGGGUUGCUUGCCAGGGGAAACCCUUCCCCACACUUCCCUGCC
This is a messenger RNA of Onychostruthus taczanowskii (white-rumped snowfinch), 489 nucleotides long. It is a transcript of the gene PROK2, whose product is annotated as prokineticin 2. The record is from RefSeq and is a predicted model, not a curated record. The transcript has 3 exons. Bases 70 to 378 code for a protein of 102 amino acids. NCBI's taxonomy places the organism in Eukaryota, Metazoa, Chordata, Aves, Passeriformes, Passeridae.